Spodoptera littoralis (African cotton leafworm) is the source of this 2418-nucleotide messenger RNA. The record is from the annotation of a GenBank genome assembly. Lineage: Eukaryota; Metazoa; Arthropoda; Insecta; Lepidoptera; Noctuidae.
AUGUAUACUUUAGUAGAGAUAGCUCUUAGUGUAGGGGUGCUUGUGACUCUCGUUACAGCACUCGCAGUAUGUGUCUGUGGCUGCAAGAAUUCCAAUCAAAAGGCGUCUACGCAGAACAGUCAGCGAAGUUUGCCAGAAAUACCACAUCCAGUGGGGAGACCCGACAGCGGCGACACUGCUUCAGAAAUAUAUGCCACCGUGAAUUUGGAUGAAGGUAAUAAAACAGUAGCGACUGCAUCUACGAGCCGAGACCACCCCUACGAACAUGCCUACGCUAAAGUACAGAAUGAAAGCCAUAAUAUUCUUGUUGAAGUAACUACGGAUCAAACACCGGAACGAGAAAUUCAAAUCGAUGAGCGGGAAGUUGGACAAAAUCCAGCAGAAUCGGUGGUAAUAUCGGCGUCGGUGGCGAUAAGUGGGCAACUGCCUUCGAGUCAAGAGCUUCCGUACAUCACGCCGCCCUCUCCUCGACCGAACACUGACAACACCACACACUUUAGCGGAGAUUCCACUGAUUCAGCAAAGGGCUACACAAGCAUCUCAGUACGCGAACCACUGAGUAACAUUCGCGCUCAAAGUAGCAAGCCGCCUUCACAACCCCACUAUGCCACUGUAUCUGAUGAUUCCGACGAGAUGUACGCAGCGAUCGAGGAGCCGAGCGUUGGCGAAGGUUCGGACACGUACGCGCAGAUUGCAACCGAGCCGCGUCGUAGGGACCCCACGCCAGAUCUACUGCACACCGACCCCACUCACGUUGCUAGACGAAGUGCUCCACCAGACGUCGGUGCAUCAACGUCAAAUGCUACGCACUCUAGACAAGCGUCUUCUUCAUCAUGCUCGAACUCGACGGGCGCACUGGGCUCUCCGAAGCCAGAGAAGCGUCAGGCCAACUCUCCGCUGCCUCCGCCACCGCACGUCGGCUCGCACGGGGGCACGCACGUCAGCUCGCACGUGACGUCACAUGUCACGUCGCACGUCACGUCGCACGUCACGGUGCACGCGGCCGCGCACUCGUCGCACGCGGCGCCACACAGCGCGUCACACCCCGCGCCGCACGCGACGUCACACGCCGCGCCGCGACAGCCCGCCAUCGAACAGGCUCUCGCACAGCGACACCAACGGAUGUCAAGUACAGGUGACCUACAUUUCAACCAUGACAAGUUACGGCGGAGUCUCAACGAGAAACACCAACGAAACAAUAGUUGCGUAAGCUCAUCUGAUUUCUACGGCUGCAAUUACCCCGUAGAGAAACAUCGCUUUAGUUCUGGGGACUUGAUAAGACCUCUUGUCGCCAGAGAACUUAACUUUGAUAUCGACCAGCGCGAUGGUCAAGCCGAUAACCUCUACAACUCUAUCGAUGGCCCAGGCUACAGUGACUACUCCUCGGCAGAUGCUAACACCAGUUUGAAUUCAGAUCAUCGCGUAACUGAAAGUCCUUCACGCAAUGUUGAAGAAAUGUAUGCUAAAGUUAUGAAGAAAGCUAAAGGCAGAACUGAAGAGACCAUAAGGCGUUCAAAAGAUUUCACAGGAGCUGAUGGCGAGCCACACACAUCGAAGUUCCGAGGAGAUGAUCCCGGUUAUGAGACUAUCGAUCGGAAAAAAUCAAUAAACCAUGGAUAUGAGACUAUCGCGCAUAAAGAGCGAAAAUCAUCACAAAAUCAAGAUCCAGGAUACGAAACUGUCAAAGACAUAAACAAAGCAGGUCCUACCUCAAACUUUACAAACAACAAUUUACUGAAGCUGAAUCACCUGGCUAUGGACAGUGGACCUAAUAGCAUUGUAAGCAGUGACGCGGGGUAUGAGCAUAUUUCUAAGACUGAUAACAAUGCUUCCGAUUCAGACCCCAACUAUGAAGUGCUGAGGAACCAGCCGCCUACACCACCUUAUGCGACGAUUGCACCGAACUACAAAGUACAGCCAACAUACUCGACAGUAAACAAAAAGCCCAAUAAGUACAACAAUUGGCCUGCUAAUAAUAACGAUGAACCCACCUUAGAACCAAAUUACGAGUCUAUGCCGCAUGAUCCCCUGUACAACACUGGCAGUGAAUCGGAUCCCAAUUAUGAAUCCGUUCGACCCAAAGAUCCUAAUUAUGAGAGUGUGAGUACACAAGAUCCGAACUACGAGUCAUUAAGGUGUAAGGAUCCGAAGUACGAGUCGGUUCGGUCGAAAGACUCAAAGUAUGAUUCAGUGCGCUCUAAAAAGGAUCCGAAUUACGAAAGCGUAAAGUACUUUGAGCUGUCAAAGAAAGAGCCACCUUAUGAAAAAGUCAACAAUGAAGCGUCAGGGAGCGCCAGUGUGGAGAGGUCAGACUCAGCGGCGGGAUAUGAGAAAAUUAACGUACCAAACAGAAGCGAGCCGAAAAGCAGUAUUAAUAACGGCGGCGACGCCACCGUUAGUGAUUACUUUCAAGUGUAA